This is a messenger RNA of Cladophialophora psammophila CBS 110553, 405 nucleotides long. RefSeq lists its product as uncharacterized. The coding region runs from base 1 to 405 and encodes 134 amino acids. Lineage: Eukaryota; Fungi; Ascomycota; Eurotiomycetes; Chaetothyriales; Herpotrichiellaceae. The record is from RefSeq and is a predicted model, not a curated record. The transcript has a single exon.
AUGGUCCAAUUCCAGUCAUGCCAAAGAUAUGAAGGCGUCAGGGAACAUGGCGCGCUGCCUGUGGCAUUGGUCCAGUACGGCGACGAGGUUAUACUUGCAGAUGGAAUACCCGAGUUGCUGCUUAGAACCGAUGUUAUAGUCGCGUUACCUAGUCCUGUUGCCGUUGAGUUGCCAGGUGAUAUCUCUGUGCUGGAUGUCAUUGCAUUGGUCAUUGGCGAGGAGAUCGACCCAACGGAAGACCACCCGGAUGAGCUACCAGCUGAUGGUGUCAAGACUGAGGAUGUAAAUGACUCCGACGCAGGACCGGGGACUGGUUGCGAUUCCGAACUACUUGUCGAUGCUGAAUUUGAAAUGGCCGAAACGAGAGACGAAUUGGAGGGAGAUAUCGUCGAAGCCAAUGGCUGA